Messenger RNA from Drosophila arizonae, 1703 nucleotides. It is a transcript of the gene Cwc25, whose product is annotated as CWC25 spliceosome associated protein homolog. Gene Ontology annotation, biological process: mRNA splicing, via spliceosome. Gene Ontology annotation, cellular component: U2-type spliceosomal complex. Lineage: Eukaryota; Metazoa; Arthropoda; Insecta; Diptera; Drosophilidae. The record is from RefSeq and is a predicted model, not a curated record.
UAUCAUAUGUUACGGCAAAAAGAUAAGAGGGAAUAGAAGGACGCUUGUUUGUAUACGUAUAUUUUGCUUAAAUAAAAACUAAGCAAACCUCAAUAUGGGUGGCGGAGAUUUGAAUUUGAAAAAAUCAUGGCAUCCACACACGAUGAAAAAUCAGGAGCGAGUUUGGAAAGCGGAACAGGCAAAGCAAGAAGAGCAACGCAAGCUGGAUGAUCUGCGCAAGGAGAUCAAUGAGGAGCGGGAUCGUGAAGAGUUGCGGCGCAUAGGAGAGAACUCGGGCGUAUUAAACAGUAGCAAUGGAGGCGAAGCGAAGCUCGAAUGGAUGUAUAAAAACAGCGCAGAGCUAAUCAAUCGAGAGGAGUAUCUGCUGGGUCGCAAAAUAGACAAAUCAUUUGAGCAGCUGCAGGCGGAGGAGAAGCGACAGGAGCAAAACACUCUGGGCGUUAAGCAGUCCAUUAACCAUGUCGAGCACGAGUGUGUGCCGUUCUCUAUACGUGAAUAUCGUAAUAUGCAAUCCACCGAGCAGGUGGAUAUGCAGCGCAAGACAAUGGAAGAUCCGCUGAUGCUCAUCAAACAGAGAGAAAUGGAAUCGCGACGCAAGCUGCUGGAGAAUCCAGUGAAACUAAAGGAAAUCCAUCGCUUACUCAAAACGGAGCAGGAACUGGCAGCAAAGCGCAACAAAAAAUCCAAAAAGAGCAAAAAGUCAAAGAAAAAGAAGAACAGAAAGGACGACAGCGAUGACAGCAACGAGGAUCUGGACAGAAAGCUGGCCAAGCAGAUGAAAAAACUCAAAGGCGAUAACACAAGUGAGGACUUUAAAUUGGACAAACUGCUGGAUGCCAAGUACCGCACGUUGACCAAGCAGCUGGAUAUGGCAACAAAACAGAAGAAACAAAAGAGCAAGAAAAAAUCAAAGCGUCCCAAUAGGAGUAGCAGCAGUAGCAGCAGCAGCGAUGAUAGCGAUAGCAGCGAGGAGGCGUCAAAGGCAGGCAGAAGAAGACGCAGUAAAAGUCGCAGCAGAAGUUCUGAGGACCAACCAAGACGAGCAAACGAGAGUCGAGACAGACGUAAUAGCAGCGACAGUGAGACGAGAUCGAAGAAAAUCAGGGAGAGCAAAUGCAGACGUGAGAGAAGCGCUGAUGAGCGAGAGAAAAAGGGAAGAAGAGGCGACAGUCGCUCAAAUGAACGAACAAAGUCGAGUAAGGAGAGCAGAGGACGACAGAGAAGCAGCAGCCGAACAGAUGAGCGAACAAAGCGAGAGAAUAGAAGACCGGAAGAACGACGCAGGCGCAGCAGCAGUCACAGUCCUCGCCGAGAUCAACGUCAGAGGAGUCGCAGCAAUGAGCGACGUCGGCCUAGUCCCAAGCCAGCUAUGGCUCCGCCUCCUCCUCUUCCUCGUCAGCCAGAGAAAGCAAAGCCGAAGCUCACCGAAAGUGAGCGCGAGGCGCGUCUGCGCGAGAUGAUGGACAAUGCUGUGUGGCGCGAGGCCGAUCGCACCAAGGUCGUGCACAAGCAUCGUAAGGAAUAUGCGCGCGAGGAGGCACUUAAUCAGGCCCGCGACUUUGACCAACAGUUCAUCAACAAGGAGGUGAAGAAGGCUAUCGAUAAUCAGACAUCCAUCGGCAAUCGCAUUCGCUCCAAUCUCAACAACAUACAGCGCACUUCGGCCGCCAUGGAUGCGAACUUUGCUCGCAAAUAAUUCUAGC